AUGCUGAAUUAUGUUAUAAAAAAAUCUGCAAUCACCUUCCAUUUCCACAAUGAUGUCUGUGAUAAACAGCUGGAUUUGUAUCACCAUUUGAAAUUGUAUCCAGAAGAGGAAUCUGGUCCUCAGUCAACAAAGAAACCUGUUGUUGUUGAAUCUUACGAUGAGAUUGUAUUUCCUGAACCGUCUGAGGGUUUUCUGGCGCGUGUGCAGAAUCAUCCUGCUGUUGUUGUGCCUAGCCUUCCUGCUGGUUUGACUUUGCCUAGCCCAGGUGAAUUCUUUCAAAUGUUCUUUUUCAUUCUGCACUCUGUGAAGAACCCUUUAAAUGUUUCAAUUAUUUUGGCAUGCAGUACUAAUUGAAACUGGGAAU
Molecule: messenger RNA, 364 nt
Organism: Arachis ipaensis
Lineage: Eukaryota; Viridiplantae; Streptophyta; Magnoliopsida; Fabales; Fabaceae
Source: RefSeq, a predicted model, not a curated record